This is a messenger RNA of Sitodiplosis mosellana (orange wheat blossom midge), 2680 nucleotides long. RefSeq names its product maltase A1 (gene CD98hc). The transcript is spliced from 5 exons. Gene Ontology annotation, biological process: carbohydrate metabolic process; amino acid transport. Bases 533 to 2356 code for a protein of 607 amino acids. The record is from RefSeq and is a predicted model, not a curated record. Lineage: Eukaryota; Metazoa; Arthropoda; Insecta; Diptera; Cecidomyiidae.
AAAAAAAAUUGUAGUACUUUUCAGCGCAUGAUAGCCAUUUUAUGCAUUCAUAUGCUUGCAAUUCCAUAUAGCCAUAAAUCCCUGUGUACUGUGUACGGCAGAGAAAACAAUUUGCCUGCUUGCCUGUCAGACAAGCACAUGUUGAAUAAGUGAGUUUCAAAGAAAUAGAGGUAGAUUCUCGGUUCAUCAAAAGAGAGACGAAAAAAGAAAAGGAAACAAAAACCAAUACAGUUUCGUUUCAUUAGACGACUUUUACACCAAUACAGCCAGAGAGCAUCAAUCAUCACGUACACGUACACGUACACGAGAAAGACAGAGAAAGAAAAACAAGAAGCAAAUCUAAAGAGUUUUUACUUAAAAGAAUUUAUGUGUUCGGCUCUUUGGCACGCUGCACGAAUAUAUCUCAACACACUCAUCUGUGAGUGAAAAAGUGUUCGCUCUAUCUUUUUCUAUCGCCUAAAAAGCAACAAAAACUACCGAAAGUGUAAUAGAGCCAACCGAUUUCACUAGUCGCACCAAACUGAGUAUCACAAUGGAUGAGAGCAAACGAAAUAGUAUGAAAUUGGAUAUUGAGGCGGUACGUUUGUCUGAAAACGAUCACGAUCAACCGACCGAAGUGUACAAGCAAUCAUCUGAGUUCGAUUCCAACGAUAAAUCAACUGAACAACCAGCAACAAUAAUGACGCGUGAGAAGAGCGAUAGCAUCGAGGAUGGUGCCGACGAGAAGAUGCUGAGUGUCGAUGAAAAAGAGCAAUUGGCAAGGAAAGAUGAGGUGAAGUUCAUCGCCAGCGAUCGUUCAAACGGUGAUGCCAAGAUUGAUAUUGGCAACAUUGAAAAGGCAUUCAGUGGAAUGACAAAAGAAGAAUUGAUGAAAUUUGCCAAUGAUCCAUUCUGGCAACGCUUGCGUUGGACAUUCUUCAUUCUCUUCUGGUUGCUAUGGGCAGCCAUGUUGGCCGCUGCCAUUUGGAUCAUCUUGAAAGCACCAAAAUGUUCAGUCGCUAAACCAUUACCAUGGUACAAAGAGGGACCACUUGUUGUAAUGCCAAAAAAUAUUGCCACUCAAGCGGAUCAGCAUUUAAUUGAAAAGUUGCAAUCGAUCGAUGCCAAGGGUGUGAUUUAUCAAUUGCCAGCCGAUCAAACUUAUCAAGUCGAUACGGAACGAGUCGAAGAAUAUGUUAUGGGAAUUGUGAAUGGUUUCAAAAAUACCACCAUCAAAGUCAUUCUCGAUUUGACACCAAACUAUGUGACCACCGAGGAUGAACUGUACAAAUUGGCAUUAGAGAAUGAAAGCUAUCGCAGUGCAUUUGUUUGGUUAGAGCGAACUCGUAUUCCAAAUAACUGGCUAUCGAAGGUGGCAAACACACAACAAGAGGGUAAAGCGUGGAAAUUGGUGAAGACCAAUCACUAUGUACUCAGCCAAUUUGGUGAAAAUAAUAUCGAUUUGCAAUUGAAUGAUACGAUUGCAAAAGAGAAAUUCAAGAAUGUAUUGCGUAAGCUGGUUCGUUUGGGUGUCAGUGGAUUCCGAUUGGCCAAUGCCAAACACUAUAUCAUUGAUAAGAAUAUUCCAGAAGAUCAAUCAGUGUCCCCCAACCCAAAAGGUGGUGUGCACACCGAUUACGAUUUCUGGACGCAUACCGGCACCACAAAUCGCCCAGGUAUCGGUGCUUUGCUCAACGAAUUCUGGCAUGUGGUCAAUAAUGAAACGAACGGCAAUGGUUUCUUGUCAGUCACCGAUUACAUCGAUCAUCCGGAAGUGUUCACCAUUAACGAUAAAACCAUUGGCUUCGAUUUGCCAAUCAUCGUGAAUUUAACAUCAACAUUGUCAAAUGAUAGUUCGAACAUUGCAAAGAGACUGAGCGAUCGAUUGUCUACAUUGAACACCGUCGACAGAGACGUUUGGUUGCAAUGGCCAUACGAGACGUCGGCUGAAAACAAUCUGAAAAUCGGCACCAGCGAAUACAAUAUUUUCCUAUUUCUGUUGCCGGGCGUCCCAGUUGGCACACUUAAUGACUUCCUCAGCGGCAAUGCCACCGCCGAAAUCAAGAAGUUGGAAGAUUAUCGCAAACAACCGACGUAUCAACACGGCAGCUUUGAGGUAUACAAGGCUAACAACGAUACUGUCAUCGCCUACUCCAGACUAAAAUCUGGAAAUCCAGGAUUCUUUGUCGUCUAUAAUCCAACAGCCGCCAAUAUCACCGCAGAUUUUUCAUUCGUGCGCAGUUUGCCGGAGCAACUGACUGUGGAAUUGGCCAGCAAACCAUAUGAAAAUAACGUGGUUAAGGUUCCAACCAACGCCAUUCCAUUGAAAAGCAAUUCAACUGUUCUUUUCACCUAUGCACCAAAAUCAACGGCAUAAAUAGUUUCAAACCAUUCUCCGGACGGACGGUUUGCACAGCAACUUUGGUGAAUCGUCAAAUUUUUGAAGAAUAACAGAUGCAAAAAAAUAAUCAGUAGAAAAAAUACAAUGAAAAUUGUAUGCAAAUAGAAUUGCAAAGUUUGUUGCUUACAAAUUGCUUUUUUUCUGUAGUUAUCUACAUAAAAAAAAAUUAAUUUAUUGCAUUUUCGAUGUCGUAUUGUAUGGAGAAAGAAAAGAACAAGAUGAGAAGAAAAAAACAAAGCAAAUUUAUGUGUGGUUCAAUCAAAUAAAGAAUAAAUUUAGAUUCUGUUCAUUGCAUCAAAA